AUGAAUUCGCACGGAAGCCCAAACCCUUCGAUGGGAUCGCCCAUUAGAGACACGUCUCCCUUGUCUAUACCACCGGCCCCGAGCGUUUUGCGACAGUCCUUCCGUUCCUCUGGUCCUCCGAAACCUGAUCCAGAGAGAGACGAAUUACGAGUGCAGGUUAAUACCCUGAAAUAUGAGUUGGAGAAUUCAAAACAGGAACGCGAGUUGAUGGUUCUCCGUCACGAGAAAGAGUUCCGAGAACUCCAAUCAAGAGCAGACGCGGAUUUCCGAAAAGCGCAAACCGCUGAAUCUUCUACCAAUCGCGCCAAUCACAAAGCCGAAUCCCUCGCCAGGGAGUUGAGAGAAGCGCAAGAAGAUGGGCUCAACGCGAAAGUCGACCUCGAGCGGAAGGUUCGCAGUCUUCAGGAUCAGAACCAGUCUUUGAAGGAGGAAUUCGCAGACAUCCAACAACAAUCACUCGAUCAGGAAAGACAGUCAAAGUACCAAAUCAAUGAAUUAGAAACAAUUCGGUCAUCACUACAGAAAACCCUGGAGGAGCUGCAUCGAGACAUUGAAACUGCAAAGGGCGAGGCACAGACAUCACAAGAUAGGCUCCGUGAGCGCGAGUCAGAGAUCGCUGAUCUGGAAGCGGAGAAUAUUCGACUGAAGGCGGAAGGAAGUGAUGCAGAUUCGCUAGUUGUACUGAAGAGGGAGCUUUCCGACCAAGUCAACCAUAUCAGAAAUCUGGAAACUACAAAUAGGGAGCAAAACGCAGAGCUGCGGCACCUACGAAAGGUGCAACGGAAUGUUGAAGUGGUUGAAGAGCAAAAGAAGUCAUUGGAGAACCAGCUACAGCUCAUGAAAGGCGUUGAGGCUGAACUCGGGACGCUUCAGAUUCAGAAACAAGUACUCGAAGACGAGCGGCAGUCAUGGUCUAGCCUGUUACAAGAUAACGAUCAAUCCCCGGAAUAUGACUCACCGGAGGCUGUCGUAAAGGCGUUGUUGAAGGAGCAGCUCGAGAAAGCUAGUGCAAUUGACAAGCUUGGAAGCGUUGAAGCACAAUUCCUAGAGAAGGAUGAAUUAAUCAGAAGCCUGGAAACUGAACGAUCCAACUUGAAACAAGAGGUGGAGAAGCUUCGUGCUGCUGGAACAACAACCGGGGGAUCCAUGGUGGACAGCCGUGUCAAAGCCCGACUUGAGCGACAGCGAGCACUUGCGCAGAAGGAAGUGGAAUAUCUCCGCGCCCAGCUGAAAACAUUUGACACCGAGGAAGAAACAAUGAACGCAGAACAGGGCCAAUUUGAUGCACAGAAGGCCGAACAAAUCGCCCAUCUCGAGAAGAUGAUUGACGAAUAUCGCCAGGAACUAGCCAACGCUCACGAAGAGCUAUCCAAACGCGAAAUUUCACAGCAAGACAAUACGCAACCUAGGGGAAUGAAACGUCCUCUUUCACCUGCAGAAAGUGAUGCAGAAACCGAGCGCCUUUCUGUUUUAUCUCGAAAGAAUAGAAAGUUGCAAGACGCCCUUUCCAAAUCCGAGCAGGGCAUGGCACUUUUGCGAAAGGAAUUUGAUGCCACCAAAUCUCAACUCAGAUCUCUGAAAGCAAAAUCACGAACUCGCGUCCUUGAACUCCGAGAUAACCCUACUGCCCAGGCCGAGAACCUCAAACUCUCGACCAUCACCACCCUAAAGAACGAAAACCGGGACCUUAUGGCUCAACUCCACGGCCGAAACCAGGACGUGAAAUUCGUCCCCAUCACCACCCUCGAAAGCAUGAAGAUCGAGGUCCAAGACAUGGAACGCGUAGUCGCAGAGAAGGAAAAGCGCAUGCGCCGCCUUAAAGAAAUUUGGACUGCCAAGUCCUCCGAGUUCCGUGAGGCCGUCGCCUCUUUAUUAGGAUUCAAACUUGACUUCCUUCCGAAUGGCCGAGUCCGUGUCACGUCUAUGUUCCACCUCUCCUCUGCCUACAGACACGGCGACAGCAAUGCCGACCCAGACGCGCGCGGGCCAGGAAGCAUGGGCAACGGCGAGGAAAACUCCAUCAUCUUUGAUGGAGAAAACGGCACAAUGAAGAUCUCUGGCGGGCCAAACAGUCUUUUCGCCAUGGAGAUUAAACAUCUAAUCAAGUUCUGGGUCGAGGAGAGGAAAGAUAUACCCUGUUUCCUCGCUGCGAUGACAUUGGAUUUCUACGAUAAGACAACGAGGGCCGCGAGAAUUUAA
Molecule: messenger RNA, 2199 nt
Organism: Aspergillus puulaauensis
Lineage: Eukaryota; Fungi; Ascomycota; Eurotiomycetes; Eurotiales; Aspergillaceae
Gene: MAD1
Product: coiled-coil domain-containing protein MAD1
Exons: 3
Coding region: 1-2199 (732 amino acids)
Biological process (GO): attachment of mitotic spindle microtubules to kinetochore; mitotic spindle assembly checkpoint signaling
Cellular component (GO): mitotic spindle; kinetochore; nuclear envelope
Source: RefSeq, a predicted model, not a curated record